Molecule: messenger RNA, 1114 nt
Organism: Lactuca virosa
Lineage: Eukaryota; Viridiplantae; Streptophyta; Magnoliopsida; Asterales; Asteraceae
Source: the annotation of a GenBank genome assembly
CAGAUUUCACUUGCCUCCUCAUCUCAAAGACUCUGAACAUGGGAAAAAUUUGGGUAGAAAUAUGCUUGAUUUCUGCUAGGGGACUCACAAGAACUUCAUCACUAUGGAAGCUCCAAUGGUUUGCAGUUGGGUGGAUUGAUCCCGACAACAAGUACUGCACCAAAGUAGAUGCUUCCGGGAAUGCAAAUCCCACAUGGAAAACCAAGUUUUCUGCUUUGAUUGAUAACUCGGAUUCAAGAUUCGAAGAUUUGGCCCUCAAUGUCGAAGUUUACAGCAGAGAUCCUGUGUUUCUGAAAGAAAGACUUCAAGGGACUGCAAGUGUUGGGUUGAAAGAGUUUCUCGAUAAGCAUAAGAACAAUUCUGAGGAAUUGAGGCGUGUUGAAGAAGUCGGAAGUUUUCAAUUGAGGAAGAGGAAUUCGAAUAAACCGCAAGGAUUUGUUGAUGUUUCAAUUCGAAUUUCACAAGAGACUGAUGGGGGUAGUAACUAUGAAGGCGAUGAGGUGGGGAUCAAGCUUAGGGUUCGUGACGAUGGCGUGAACUUGCCAUCUCGAAUCGGGGAAAACCAUCUGCAGACCCAGUUGCCGCCAGGACCAAGCUACCACCAACCACCACCGCCGAAUUAUCCUUCAGCGGGAGGAUUCAACCUUCAACCACCGCGUAUGCCCUCGCUAGGACCAAGCUACCACCACCACCAACAACAACCGCCACUGCCGCCGUCGCAGCCUUAUAAUGCUGGCUAUAUGCCGCAAUCGUCUAUAGAUAACUUACCAGCAAGUUACAUUAAUAUGCCAUCGUCUUCGGGAGCAAGACCUGGACCAAGGGUUGGACCUGGUUUUGGGAUGGGGUUGGGUGCAGGAGCGUUGGCAGCUGGUGCAGUAAUUUUUGGGGACGAUUUCGUUUCAGGGUUUGAUCUUCCUACCGGUUUCACAAUAUCAACUGAUCCUCCUUUCUAACGAACAGUAUUUCCAUCAUGUUAUCCUCUUCAUGUAAUCAAUCGGACGUAUUUACUAAAAAAAAUCUCAGAUUCGUGUUUAUAUAUACAUGAAUGCGGUUAACAUCAUAUUGCUUGUCCUAAUAGAGUAAUUUGAUGAGUUCUUAAAGAACUCGAUUGGGG